AUGAAUUGUCAGCUAACGGAUCAAUUUAUAGAAGAGACCAGCCAUUUACGUCUUUUCAACUAUCGCUAUGGUUGGCUUGUCUACGAUGAAUUGUCGAAUUUCUCUCGUUUUUAUGGUAUAUUCAAGAAUGUCAAUCUUUCAGUGGAUACUCAGUUGGCCUAUGUGGUACCUAAGGAACCACAAAAACCGGUAAAUCUUAGCAAAACCUCUUACAUCAAUUUUGAUGCCUAUAAUAAUGGUUUGUUUUUGGGAGGCUCACUCAAUAUAACGUCCAACUAUGAAAUCGCCUGCAAUAGUAGCGAUUGUCACUCGUUUGAUUUGCAAGCUCCCGAACAGGAUAUACAAAAUUUUCUCUUAAAGCAACAGGAUUUUCAUAUCGAUCCUUUGUCCCGCUUGGGCAUACAGAUAUUUUUACUUUUAAAAGAUUCCUUAAACACCAAUGUUUCUUAUAUCUACUCCGAUCGCUGGACCGAUGUGGACUAUACCGGAGGUAUAGUGGGUGCUUUGGUUACCGAAACGGCGGAUUUAACAUCAGCUCCUUUCUUUAUGACUGCUGGUCGUUUUCAAUUUCUAACUCCCAUUGCUCCUACCGGUGAUUUUCGUUCGGUUGCAUGUUUCGCACUCCCCUCAAUUCGGGCUGCUCUAUUUCUCUGGUUGACUUUUUAUGUGGAAUAUUAUCGUAUGAAACCCACUACCGAGUUUUUACCCUCUUUGCUAACAACUUGUUUGAUUUCGUUUGGUUCCGCCUGUUCUCAGGGUUAG
Molecule: messenger RNA, 762 nt
Organism: Lucilia cuprina (Australian sheep blowfly)
Lineage: Eukaryota; Metazoa; Arthropoda; Insecta; Diptera; Calliphoridae
Product: ionotropic receptor 75a-like
Exons: 5
Coding region: 1-762 (253 amino acids)
Source: RefSeq, a predicted model, not a curated record